AUGCUCGCUGAACAAAUCAACUAAUUUUCUUAGUAAAUUUAAAAAUUCUAAAGCGACUAUCCCUCUGUUCUAAACAAGAAUUAAAUAUAAGAAAAUAAUCAAGAAAAUGAAUUUAAUUUUAAUAAUAAUUAUUAUUAAUAAACUGAUUAGAUUCAAUAAAAAAGGUAAAGUACCAACAGUAGCUUUAGCUAGAAUAUUUUACAAAUAGAUUCGUUCGAAGAAUAAAAUAAAGUUUUCGAUAAUUAGCAAAUUAAAAAAAACAACAGAAGCAUAAGUGCUUGCUUAAAUAAUGGCUAAAAUAGAUAACAAUAAGAAAUUUAACAAAAAAAGAAUUUAAGAUUAAAUACCCAAGGUAAUAAUGCUUUAAUUGAAAGGUGUGAAACAGAAUAAGUUAAGCAGAUGUCGAAUAAAAACUAAGGAAUGAUCAAAUUAGAUCAAAUUUUACCAAAUUAUUUUACUAAUCACAGAGUUCUUACUGAAUCAGCAGACUUUUCUGUCAAAAAUAUCAAUAGAUUCUAAAGUAAUCAAUAAGUUAAUGUUGUAAGUUAAAGCAUCCCUGGCAAUUUCAAGCAAGAAGCUAUGCAAAGUAACCUAAUUAACAUGAAGCAUAAUGAAUCUAUUCAGUUAAGUUAACCUUAUAAAAAUUAAAGUAUCGAUCAUCAUAUAUAAUAUAAUAAUUAAGAUUAAAAUAUUUUAAAUUUAAGUGAAAUUGCAUUUAAUUAAUCAGAAGUAUUGAAAGAAAACAAUUCUAAUUUAUAAAAUAAUUGUUAACUAUAAAAUGAAUAAUUGACAUGCUUAAAAGAUGUCUUUGACAAAACUUCUCAAAGCUUUUAUUAACAACAAAAUCAAAUCAACAGCCAAAUUCAAUAUUCUUAAAACAAAAUUGAUCAUCUACAAUAAUAAAACAACUCAUUUGUGGGAAAAAUCUAAGACAUUCAAUUAAAAUAUGAUUUGAUCUAAAAGCAGUUAGAACAAUCCUAAUAAGAAAACAAAUCGCUUAAAAAAUAGCUCUCAGAAGAAAAAAAUAAAAAUGUAAACUUAUAAAUUAGAGUUGAUCACCUCACGAAAAAAAGCAAAUCAUUGCAAAAGAAAAAUGAACUACUACUCCUUGAAAUAGAUAUGAACAAAAAAACCUACGAGAUGAAGUGUGAAGCUUUGCUCAAAUAAAUUUAUAAUUAUCAAAGUUUAGAAACAAUUUAAGAUAAAGGUAAUUAAUAGCAGCUUAAUUAAAUAAAUCAGCAAUAUGAAACUCUACUUGAAAAUUUCAUAACGAUUAAUGAAAAUGGAUAGAACAAUAAUGUCCUUGAUAUUUCCAAUUCCUAAGUGAAAAACAUGCAAACGUUUGCUGAUCCGGUAGAUGAUAAAGAAAACAUUUAAAUGAACAACUAAUUUGUAAAGUAAGAAAACAAUUCGAAGCUUUCUAGCCAGUUUUAAAGCAGCAAAGUAUCUGUUUCACAGGAUUUUAUAAAUUUAAUCCAUAAUAACGAAUAAUAUCAAAAUAAUUAAUAUAACAUCAUUGAUAUGAAAGACCUCUAAAUUUAAAUCAACCCUUCAAGCCCUUUUUCUAAUUCAAACGCAUCAAAAAAGCUAACGAUGAAACUAAAUUAAUUGAGCUUGAUUAAUAGAAAUAAUUAGCCAUAUUAAAUUAAUGAAGAUUUAUGA
Messenger RNA from Tetrahymena thermophila SB210, 1662 nucleotides. Its product is annotated as regulator of chromosome condensation (RCC1) protein. The record is from RefSeq and is a predicted model, not a curated record. Lineage: Eukaryota; Ciliophora; Oligohymenophorea; Hymenostomatida; Tetrahymenidae. The transcript is spliced from 2 exons.